AUGGCCUCCAAACUCGGUGCCACCUUCGUGCCUGGCAGCGACGAUGACUAUUUUAUGCCAGAAGUUGUUGCGCCGUCGCCUCAGCGGGUGACCCCUCAGGUGCCGCAGAACAUGCAGGAGGACCUGCAGCGCAUGGAACUGGAAGCCCGUGAAGUCCACGACUACAAUAGAAGCCGCGAGCCCUCGCUGUCGACCUACACCGGCCAGAAGCCCGAUCCCAGAGGCUACGGUCACAGUCCCAGCCAGAGCCAGAGCCAGAGCUACAGCCAGACGCGGACAACACGGCUGCCCGACAUGGACGAAGACGCCCCUUCAUUCUCGCCCUUCCCCAAGGUCGUGGGGGACAACGUGCCGCCGGCCGACGACGAGAAGGAGAACAUCCUGUGGAAGGCGCGCAACCAUGUGCUGCACUCGCAGAAUGUCAACAUGCAAAUCACUUGGGCCCGCGAUGUGCUCAACUGGGCCGAAAUCUCCUUGGACGCCGCCGCCAGAGAGGCGGCCGAGAGCGGUAAUCGCCCCCCCACCCCACGAAAGGAGCACGAGCUGCGCAACGACGCAGUCAACAUCAUCAGAUACCUGGCCGAGCAGGAACACCCAGAUGCCCUGUACAUCCGCGCCAAAUGGCUCGAGUUCGGCAAGUUCGGCGAACGCGUCGACAAGCGCGAGGCCUACUCGGGGUACAAGAAGGCGAGCGACUUGGGCAGCACGCGGUCCGUCUACCGCAUGGGCAUGCUGUUUGAGCAGUCCAACGACAUGUCCAAGGCCAAGGAAUACUACUACAAGGGCCUCAGCCUGAAGGACUCGGCCGCCCUGUACCGCAUGGGCAUGAUGAGCCUCCUGGGCCAGCACGGCGAGACCAAGGACUACCAAGGAGGCCUGGAGCGCAUCCGAGCCGCCGCCGACAGUGCGGAUGAGGACGCUCCUCAGGGUGCGUACGUCUACGGCAUGCUCAUCGGACGCGACCUGCCCGACAUCAGCAUACCCGAAGGCAUCUUGCCCUAUGCUAUUGAAACGUCCAAGGUCUAUGUCGAAAAGGCGGCCUAUCUUGGCUUUGCCAAGGCUCAGCUCAAAAUGGGCCAGGCGUACGAGCUGUGCCAGCUGGGAUGUGACUUUAAUCCCUCCUACUCCCUACACUACUACGGCUUGGCCGCCAAGCAAGGAAUCCCAGAAGCUGCCCUUGGCGUCAGUCGAUGGUUCCUCUUUGGCUACGAGGGUGUCUUCAAGAAGAACGAAGAGCUGGCUUUCAAGUAUGCUCACGAGGCAGCAUCCGCGAAGCUACCCACUGGCGAGUUUGCCAUGGGCUACUACCACGAAAUCGGCAUCCACGUUAACAAGGACGUUGUUGAGGCCCAGCGGUGGUACCAGCUGGCGGCUGACCACGGCAACAAGGACGCCGUCGGCAGAUUAGAGUCGCUUAGCCAGGGUGGUGGCCUCUCCAAGCAGGAUCACGAAACAACCACCCUGGGACGAAUCAAGUCUCAGCACGGCUCUAUGAGAGGCAAGCGCCCCGAUCGAUUCGCCAAGCAAAACAAUCCAAUGCCCACGCUCAGUGAAGGCGAUGGUCCAGCCCCACUGCCCAAACUCGUUACAUCAGUUGGCAACUCGCGAGUCUCACCUCUACCCUCGCCGGGCAUGCGUCCUACAAUCGUGACGGAGAACAACAGCUUCGCUGAGCCAUCCAGGGCCUCUUUCGUCGAUACGGCUGAUCGACAGCCGGCAUUUAACAUCCGUGUCGAUCCAAACGCCCCACCCAUGCGUUCUCAGUCCGCCGCGCCUUAUCCCGUAGACGAUCGGAUGCAGCCGCCGAGGAACGCGCCCUAUCCAGACGACGAUGGCCGGCCUCGCCUCAACAAUAAUUAUCCCCCGAACCAGGGUCCUUCAGCGGACCGGCCAGGCAGUGCCUUUGGUCCGGCAACAUGUAUCCGCCUGGUGGGCCGGGCGGCGGCCGUGGCAGAGGCGGACCGCCCGAUGGUCACGGACCCGGACCCGGAGGCUACGGACCGCCAGGAGGCGGACCUGGCGGACCUGGCCAAGGACGCCCAUACCCAGGAGACAGCCGACCUGGAAGCGCCCACAGCGGGAACCGCAUGCAGAACAGACCACCCCAGGGAUAUGGUGGUCCCGGAGGCCCGGUGGGCGGCCCUCAUGGAGGACCAGAGCCCGGGCAGUUCGCUCCUCGAACCUCAUCACGACAGGAUGGGCACCCCGAUCAACAGUAUCACCCCGGCGGUCCCGGUGGUCCCGGGGGCCCGGGUGGCCCAGGAGGCCCGGGUGGCCAUUUCCCAGAAAGGUUGGGAUCUCUCCCCGGCCAAGGUGGACCACCACCAGGAAGAGUCCAGACCGGAGGCCCCCCUCCCGGACAUGGACCCGGACCCGGGCCUCAAGGUCCUGGAGGCAGACCCCCUCCAGGUCCCAACAGAGUUGGCACUGCUCCUCCGGGACCUGCUCCUCAGCACAGCUCAAGUCCUGCACCAGGCCCUGGCCCGGCUUCUCCUCCAGCCAAGGCCAAGCAAUCAAGCAAGCAAUCAGGCAAGCAAGGACCCGCAACGUUUGAAGACAUGGGAAUUCCGCAGGGUAAACAAGACGGCGAUUGUGUAA
This is a messenger RNA of Trichoderma aggressivum f. europaeum, 2598 nucleotides long. RefSeq lists its product as uncharacterized. NCBI's taxonomy places the organism in Eukaryota, Fungi, Ascomycota, Sordariomycetes, Hypocreales, Hypocreaceae. The record is from RefSeq and is a predicted model, not a curated record. The transcript has 3 exons. The coding region runs from base 1 to 2598 and encodes 865 amino acids. Gene Ontology annotation, molecular function: protein binding.